UGAAAUUUGGACAACUGAAUCCAGCCAACUAGGAAAGAAAAGAAAAGAAAUCCAAGUACUUUUCUUGUCUAUAAUAAUAAUUUAACUCCAAUGAAAGCCCGAAUGGCGGUUCCAUUUUUCUGAAAAUCUAUUCUUUCUUUUCUGUACUAACUCGUCUCCACACCUUAUAUUAACAUACCCAACCAUAACUCAGAAUUCCUUCAAAACCAAAGCCGCUGACCCCUUUUCACGGCAUCCUCAAGCGCUUCUAACUCACCCCUUUUCCUGUCUUUUAUAUGCUUUUUGUCUCUUGAUCUCAACAUUUGGCUCUAGUUUUUGAAUUUUAGACUCGAUUAUAGAUUUUUUUUUGGGUUCAGAAAUGGGUUCUGAGCUUAUAUAUAGAGGCCAUGAGACUCAUUCUGUGACGGAUUCAUAUCAUCCUAAACCAAUCAAACCAUGGUUCGCCGUGACCCGACCCAUUCGGUACAUGCUCCGGGAGCAGCGUUUGGUAUUUGUGCUGGUCGGCAUUGCUUUAGCCACUCUGUUUUUCACAGUUGUCCCGUCCUAUCGUAACCCUUACAGUCAAAACCACCUUGCGAUCUCUGAUUCGUUGUCUUACCACCCGAUGGAGACGCAUGAGAGAAUUUACAACCCGCAUCGGGGCGGGUUGUUCAAUUCGGGGGGGAAGGUGCCCUUGGGGCUAAAACGAAAGGGUCUUAGAAUUGUUGUUACGGGUGGGGCAGGCUUUGUGGGUUCGCAUCUUGUGGACCGUUUGAUCGCGAGAGGUGACAGUGUUAUCGUGGUUGAUAAUUUCUUCACGGGACGGAAGGAAAACGUGAUGCACCACUUUGGGAACCCAAAUUUCGAGCUCAUCAGACACGACGUCGUCGAGCCUAUCUUGCUGGAGGUUGACCAGAUCUACCAUCUCGCUUGUCCGGCAUCACCUGUUCAUUACAAGUUCAACCCCGUCAAGACUAUCAAGACAAAUGUGGUGGGAACAUUGAAUAUGCUCGGAUUGGCGAAGAGAGUGGGAGCGAGGUUUCUGUUAACCAGCACAAGUGAGGUGUACGGUGAUCCUCUUCAGCAUCCACAGAAGGAGACUUACUGGGGCAACGUCAAUCCUAUCGGUGUCCGAAGUUGUUAUGACGAGGGAAAGCGAACAGCUGAAACAUUGACCAUGGACUACCACAGAGGAGCUGGCGUUGAGGUUAGGAUUGCUAGGAUUUUUAACACUUAUGGCCCUCGUAUGUGUAUUGAUGAUGGACGUGUUGUUAGCAAUUUUGUUGCUCAGGCGUUAAGGAAGGAGCCUCUGACUGUUUAUGGUGAUGGAAAGCAGACAAGGAGUUUCCAAUACGUUUCUGAUUUGGUGGAAGGUCUGAUGCGCUUGAUGGAAGGAGAGCAUGUGGGACCUUUUAAUCUUGGAAACCCCGGCGAAUUCACCAUGCUUGAACUUGCUCAGGUGGUCCAGGAGACAAUUGAUCCCAAUGCUAAGAUAGAGUUCAGGCCCAACACUGAAGAUGAUCCUCACAAGAGGAAGCCUGAUAUCUCUAGGGCUAAAGAACAACUUGGUUGGGAACCUAAGGUGUCCCUGAGGAAGGGUCUUCCUUUAAUGGUGAAAGAUUUUCGUCUACGAAUCUUUGGUGACCAUAAGGAAGGUGAUGCCACCACCACCUCAACCACAACGUUAGCAUCCUAAGUUGCCAUAGGAUUCCCAUAUUUUCAUUUGCUUAAACAAUAUGUUAGCAGCAUCAACAGAAAAUGCAGCCGUAGCAGCAUACGAGGCCUCUUGUCCCCUUGAUAUAGGUUCCAAGUUGCCUUGAUCAGCAUGCGUGUCCCGUCUUCUUUGUGAUUUUUAUGUUACUCCACCUUCAAAGCUUAUAUUUGAAACUGAAAAAAAUAACAUUAUAUCCUUUGUUAUUUUUAUGCAACGUGGCCUUAUAGCGCCAGUAGCAAUACAUUAUUAUUUUACAAUCA
This is a messenger RNA of Mangifera indica (mango), 1953 nucleotides long. RefSeq names its product UDP-glucuronic acid decarboxylase 2-like. Gene Ontology annotation, molecular function: UDP-glucuronate decarboxylase activity; NAD+ binding. The record is from RefSeq and is a predicted model, not a curated record. Lineage: Eukaryota; Viridiplantae; Streptophyta; Magnoliopsida; Sapindales; Anacardiaceae. Gene Ontology annotation, biological process: D-xylose metabolic process. Gene Ontology annotation, cellular component: cytoplasm.